Molecule: messenger RNA, 1461 nt
Organism: Harmonia axyridis
Lineage: Eukaryota; Metazoa; Arthropoda; Insecta; Coleoptera; Coccinellidae
Exons: 2
Coding region: 120-1349 (409 amino acids)
Source: RefSeq, a predicted model, not a curated record
ACCCUUCAUAUCGCAUCAUAUAAACAAAAUGAACACGGUUCUUCAUUCAGUUUAAUUUCAAAUAACAACAAAUAACAGUGAAUAAUUAAUAGUUGUACAGUUGAAAAUCGAUACUAGACAUGGCGAAAAUUAUCACCGAACACCAUUGUAAGGAAGUUCUGCUCAGAAAAAAUCCUGCAUACAUCUUUGAUUCCUACCAAAUUGGACCAUUCAAAGAAGAAUCACGUGGCGGUCUCAUAGGUCUCCACUACACUUUGCGAAUCUACUACACAUACAGGAAUGAGAAGCAAACAAUUCAGUUUUUCGUGAAAACUCUCAACGAUCAUAGCAGAACCAUGUUUGAAAUAUCCAAGAACUUACUAUUCUUUGAAAAGGAAAAGCUCUUCUUCACUAGCCUGCUAGCAAAAUAUGAAAAUAUUGGGAUAAAUGUAUCCUUUGCUCCUAAGGGAUAUUUAUGCGAAGACAACGCUGUAAUUUUGGAAGAUUUAACGCUCUCCGGCUUUAAGUUAUUCUCCAAAAAAAGAUCUUUGGAUAUCGAACAUUGCCAAGCUUGUCUUACUCUACUAGCCCAGUUUCAUGCUUCUUCACUACUCUAUGAUAUAUGGAAGUCCAAGACUUCAGGAAUCAGAUACAAUCUUCUAAACGAGCAUCCUUACAUCCUUGAGGACCUCAUUUACUCUGGAGGAGACACAGAUGGCACGAGAUAUAUGGAGAAGUCGGUGGAAGGAUUGAUAGCACUUACAGAGCUAGAAUUUGGAGAUGGAACGACCCUCGAGAACAUGAAAAAUAUGUUCGAUUUGAGUGAUUCCUCUGAUGAUGGUGAUCUAUGCUGCGUUCUCCUUCAUGGCGACCUUUGGACCAACAAUUUCCUCCAUAAGUAUGACGGAGAUAGAAUCAUAGAAUCGAAACUGAUAGAUUUUCAAACUAUAAGAUAUGGCCCUCCUUGCUUAGAUGUACUCCAGUUCAUUUACAGUAAUACUAGAAAAUCUUUAAGAGACAGGCAUUCGAACGAUUUAAUCAACUUUUAUUAUCAAAAACUUGAUGAGAUAUUUGAAGAAAGAUCUUUAUGUAUUGGUGAUUAUCUACCAAAGAAACAAUUUUUCGACACCUGUGAGAUUUUCAAACUAAGGGUGAAGCUACAAGCAGUUAUUGACAGAUGUUUGACAGGCGUACCUGACCAAACUCAUAACAAUAUUCCAUCAGAUGAGAAUGAGUUCAAUGAUUUUCUGUUUGUGGAUCGUGCCAAAUAUUAUAUCGAAAAUUAUACCACUAAUCCCAUGUACAAAGAACUGAUUUCGGAGGAUUUGAGGGAGUUGAAAGAUAUGCUACCCAGUUUGAAAUGCAACUAAACUCUACUCUCCCACACAUUACACAUAUUUAAUUUAUUAUCUUUAGUAUUUAAUUUAUAGUUUUAUAUCUAUCUGAUUGAGGAAGUAUAGUAAAGUCUAGUGUAGUAUCUUU